AUGGUGCCUCCAGCACAAGUGACGCCGCUACCGCCGCCUCCGCCGCCGCCUUCUUCCCGCCUCGGUGACCCAUUAAUCCGUAGGAACACCGUUUCGGCAACAUCAACCAGGGCCUCCUGCGGUGGUAAGAAAGGAACGGUAAAAGGGCCUAUGAAGGCACUCGGAACCGGCAGAAGGAGACCUCAGCGGAAGGACCGCCAUAGCAAGAUCUUCACAGCGCGGGGGCCGAGGGACCGUCGGAUGAGGCUCUCCCUCGACGUGGCGCGAAAGUUCUUUGAUCUGCAGGACAUGCUUGGCUUCGACAAGGCCAGCAAGACGGUCGACUGGCUCCUCACCAACGCCACCAGCUCGAUCAAGGAACUCGUCAGCUGCUCCCCGCCGCCCCACGCUGCCGGCAAGAGCGAGUCAUCCACCUCGGAGUGCGAGGUCAUCUCCACCAGCACACCUCUCUUGCCUGUCGCCGCUGUGGAGAACAUCACCCUCCAACCGGCUAAAGUUGUGCCCCUCCGGCGAUCCAGGAAAGGCGCGACCCAUCCGAUGCUCUCGAGAGAGUCGAGGGUUUUGGCGAGGGCCAGAGCGAGGGAGAGAACCAGAGAGAAGUUGGGGAGGAAAGGAGCCGAAGUCGUCGGGCAGAGGAAGCUUUUGGCCGAGGAAGAGAUUGGUGGUGGUCAAAGCGGGAAGUCCUCCUUGGAGUUGAUGGCGGAAGAAGGAGAUGGUCAGCCGAGCUCUCGCUCAACGGAGCAGCACCACAAGGACUCUGGUGGAUCCCCCCCUUUGGUAAUUCCUAGUGCAUCUGGCCCCGUGUCGGUGUUCGACUACAACCAGACUAUAAUCAGCGAAGCCAUUGGGCUUGUUCAAGAACACUGGAGCAUGCAAUCAUCAGGUAACGUGGAGGAGCAGCGUGUUCUUCUCUCUGACGCCCAGUUGAUGCCUUGGUUUUGGGAUCCCUACAGCAAUCCCUCCAUUUGA
Molecule: messenger RNA, 969 nt
Organism: Spirodela intermedia
Lineage: Eukaryota; Viridiplantae; Streptophyta; Magnoliopsida; Alismatales; Araceae
Source: the annotation of a GenBank genome assembly